Messenger RNA from Syzygium oleosum, 1319 nucleotides. RefSeq lists its product as uncharacterized. The coding region runs from base 208 to 1185 and encodes 325 amino acids. The transcript is spliced from 3 exons. The record is from RefSeq and is a predicted model, not a curated record. NCBI's taxonomy places the organism in Eukaryota, Viridiplantae, Streptophyta, Magnoliopsida, Myrtales, Myrtaceae.
AUUACACAGAGGCACACACAUAAUCACUGCUUCAGUUGCACUCCCAAGAACAAAAGCACAAAUCGCUCCCGUACAAAGUAAAUAACUUCAGUAUGUGAACACUUUCAGAUACUUAUGAAUCUCGUGUGGAUUCACUGCAAAGAUCAACAUAUUUUGGACAUCGUAUCCUCGUCGCAUCGACAGUCUUGGAGGUGCUAGAGUUCUGGGAUGACCCCAUUUCGACUCUCUUCCCGAGCCUCCCGCUCGCUUCUCUCUUCUUUCUGCGGGAGAACAUCAAGCUCGCGCCCACCGUUUCCGUCCCUUCUUCCAAGGUCGCAAUGUCUCUGCCAAGAACUGGGUCUGAGUUCAAGAACGAGCCGCUUCCCUGGCGGGGCUUGUCCCAGCUUUCAAGCAUCACGUAAGUAUGCUGGUGAUGAGCGCAGAUAUUACGAUCUGUUUAGUGGCGGUAAGCCAGGAAAUGAAGAAUUUAGGAAAUCCUGGAAGCAAGAGAUGGAGGAAGACACUUCCCUGUGGACAGGAAGUGAGGAUGAAGGCGACAGUGAUGAGAAGAGUCGGAACGGUCUAGAAAGAAAGAUUCGUAAAGUCAGGCAAAAGGCGAAAGAGAAUUCCGACCUGAUCGAUGCAGACGAUAGUGAUGAACUACAUAGUAUAUGGUCUGAUAGUGACGAGGAGAAGACAUUGUGGACCGGCAGUGAGUGCGACGAUGACGACGACAUUCCGACUGAAGCAUACCCCAAUGAAGCCAGUGAUAAGUAUAUUGAUAAGAUAUUCGAGUUUGAGGAAAAACCGAAAUACAGGACGAUCUCAGAGCUGCUGAACGCUGAAAAUGAACCAGAAGAGUUGUCCCCCGGGAAGAAAGCCCGGAAAUUAGCAGUUGAGAAUGCCUUGAAGAAACUGAAAAAGGGACCUGAUGGUCGCUAUAUUAACGUGUGGGAAGUCAUGAGCGACUUGGACAUUUUAAUUGGAGCUUUUGAGAAUAUAGUUUCUGGACCUGAGUACGAGGAACUCAGACAGGGAGGGCCCAAGAGGUUGAAUAUGCAGUUCUUCAAAGAUAUCCAAGCACGCAUGAGGGACCCGAAUUACAAGUUCUCGCCUGAAUUGAAGCUGAAACCAAAGAGCAAGCUCGUUACAAGGAAGAAAUGGCAGAAGGCGCAAUCCAGGAGGAGGAAAGCACAAAAGCGAUGAGUAGCUUCUUUUCAAUUUUAACGCCAAAACUUCUUGUGUAAGCUGCUUCUUUCAACUAUUAAACCACCUAUGUCUGAUUACUAGGUGCUUUAAUGUAAUUCCAUAAAUCCAUCAAUUGGUGCGGUUGUUCUAUA